UCUCCUCUCCUCUCCUCUUUUCCUCUGUCCACACUUCGGGACACUUUCUCCAGCCGGACACACACCUCUCACACCUCUCACACCUCACAUGGCGCUGGACAUGAACACACAUGCAGACUGGAUAAUGCUUCGGAUCUGCAGCUUUCUGUGCGUCUGCGUUCUGCUGCUCACAUCCAGCGCGUGCGCUCAGACACACCGGCGACAGUCAUUUCCAUGUGGAGGCAACAUAACGGGAGAUUCAGGAGUUAUUGGUAGCCAGGGUUAUCCGGGAGUAUAUCCUCCAAACACCAAGUGUGUGUGGAGAAUCACAGUCCCACAAGGCAAAGUGGUGGUCCUCAACUUCCGCUUCCUCGAUCUGGAAAGUGACAACCUGUGCCGCUACGACCACGUGGACAUUUAUAGCGGGCAUGUGAACGGGCAGCGCCUGGGCCGCUUCUGCGGGACCUUUAGGCCUGGAGCCCUCGUCUCCACGGGGAACAAGAUGCUCAUUCAGAUGGUGUCAGAUGCCAACACCGCCGGCAGUGGCUUCCUGGCAGCGUUCUCUGCCGCUAACCCUCACGAACGAGGAGAUCAGUAUUGUGGAGGGCGAUUGAUGAAGCCAUCAGGAACCUUUAAGACCCCCAACUGGCCAGAAAAAGACUAUCCAGCAGGAGUCACAUGCUCAUGGCACAUAGUUGCACCGAAAAACCAGAUUAUAGAAGUGAAAUUCGAGAAGUUCGACGUCGAACGAGACAACUACUGCCGCUACGACUUCGUCGCCAUCUUUAAUGGAGGGGAAAUCAACGAUGCUAAGAGGAUUGGGAAAUACUGUGGAGACAGCCCACCAGCGCCGGUGUUCUCUGAGGGUAAUCAGCUUAUCAUCCAGUUCCUCUCAGACCUCAGCUUGACGGCGGACGGCUUUAUCGGCCACUACAGAUUCAGGAACAAGAAGAUCCCAACAACAACCAUCGCCCCAACCACAACCCCACAGCCCACCACAACCAGACUCAUACCUUUGAAGUAUUCAGCAGCACUCUGUCAACAGAAAUGCAAACGAAAAGGAAGUCCUGAGAGCCAUUACUGCUCCAGUAACUUCGCCAUCACAGGGACGAUUAUCACUGCAGUGCCACGUGCAGGAAGCAUGCACACUACAGUCUCCAUCAUCAACAUCUAUAAAGAAGGAAGCCUCGCCAUCCAGCAGGCUGGAAAAACCAUGAGCACUAAAAUCGUUAUCCUGUGCAAGAAAUGUCCUUCUGUCAAAAGAGGCUCUCUCUGUGUGCUGUCACUAGGCUUGAACUACAUCUUCAUGGGCCAGACGGACGAGGAGGGCCGCGGCCUGAUCGCGCCACACCACUUCGUCAUGGCCUUCAAGACCAAGAACCAGCGAGCAUUUAACGUGCUGAAGAACAAGCGGUGCUGAUCUCGCUCUUCCCUCCAUCUUAAUUUGUGUGGUCAAAACCCAGACAGUGAUUUCCUCCAUUAGGCUUUUUUAUCAGGACCAAUCAGCAAUCUGUGGGAGGAGAUAAUGGAGAAGUAGUAACAAAAAGAAGUGUAUAAUUAUAAGGAAGGAAAUCAGAAAUAAUGCUGGCCGACCUCCACUGCCAACACUGAAAGCGAGACUGAAUCCCAGCUUCCUCCUUUUCCCUGAGACCGCACCCUAAAUGUCCAUCUAUUAAAGUCUGAUUAAAAACUCCACCCACUGGGAUAGAGCUGUAAAAACUCUAAAAGUUGAAGUUGUAAAGUUGGAGUUUUGUCUCUCACUGCCCUGAAAUCAGAAGCACAUUUAUUUGCAGUUUUUUUAAAAUGUACAGUACCUACCUAGAUCGAUCUGUAGCAAUUACAAGUAAUUUCUGGUAUAUUUAUCCAUAUGCAUGUUGGAUAUUCAAGUACACUCUUCACCAUUCAAAGGUUUUUUGUUUCCUUGAAGAGUUCUACAUAGAAGAUGUAUGGGAUUGUAGAACACUUAAGGUUUUUUUUUUACAUGUAUUUUUGUAUUCUCAAACGUAGGUACAUUGUACAUAAUGAAUAAAACAUGUGGGGCGUGCUGUUAUGAUUAGCCGUAUCACAUCACCCUGCUGUUGAUUAUUUUCCAAUGAUAGCACGUCCUGAAAUGUUUAAUUCCUCUUAUCACACUGCAAUUUGCCAGCAUGAACAUUUUUUAUUAUUAAUUAAAGAAUGUAAUGUCCACAAAACAAGUCAAAGCUUACGUCACAGCAGCUAUAAACGGUAAUAAGAAAAAAAAAAAUCUUGUCAUGUUACAGAGAAACCACAAAGUCCUGUGUCCCGAAGACUUUCCUACUGUGGAAAAUAUAAAGUUAUAGCUGUUACAAAGUUCUGAAACUGGAGACUCCUUCCAUAAACCUCCUUAAAUAAACGUGUCCUUACAGAAAACCUCACCAUAUCGACGGUUAUAUAUUAUUCUUUGUUAAAUAUGAGCACGCUUUCUAAUACAAGUAGAAACGAUAGCACGUUGGAAUGAGCACAAAUCUGUUUAUGUAAAGACAUAAAACCAACAGGAGAGAUUAAAUCGUUGCUAAACUAUUUAUAAAUUAUGCGUAAAAAAUGUCAUAAUGAUACAGAUGCAAAAUAUUUACCAGAAAUUACUUGUAAUUACUGAAUACUAAGCUGUUAAACACUAGGUGCUCAUUGUACUAUCAAAUAAAGUGCUAAGACUAGAUAUUUGUUCUGGAAAGUUCUGGAUAAAUGACAAAAAAAAGCAAAAAAAUCUGCUUUGUGAUUAAGUCUGCUGGCGUAUUGAAACGUGAAUCCUGGACAGUUCAGCGUCAAGGCUAAAAAAUCCACAUCCAAGGAAUUUGCAGAUGUAUUAAUUUGAUGCAAGCCAACAUUCUUCCACUGUGGUUUCUGCAGCACAUUAUUCAGAUCCAUCUUCUUCACAAUAACAUGCACGUUAUGCAAGUUUAUCACUACAUAUUUGUAUACAGUCUAGAUUAGAGGGCAGGAAAAAAAGUUUUUCUGUAGAUAUCAGAAGUGUGGAGAAAACCCAAGGUGUUAGUGUUGCAUUUUUCAGGCGCACACGUGUUUACUGUGUACUUUUGAUUUCCUUUGUUCAACACGGAUGAAUGUACAAAAUCCGAGGUGCAUCUUAUGUGGUGACUAAAGUGCAAUAAUUUAGUAGCAACAUUCUGAAAUGUUUCGUUCAUUUUCAUUCUGAACGUAAAGAAAAACCAGCCUGUAGUGUGUGAAGGAUUCGAGCUGAUGUUCUAUUGUUAAGUGCAUACUGAAAUUCUCAUUAGAAAAUAUUUUCAUAUGAAACUGAUUCCUGAUAGUGAAUGUUAAUUUAUAAAUGAUUGUUUUUGUGACAAUUUGAAAUAAAAAUUCAUGAUCUGUU
Molecule: messenger RNA, 3328 nt
Organism: Pangasianodon hypophthalmus (striped catfish)
Lineage: Eukaryota; Metazoa; Chordata; Actinopteri; Siluriformes; Pangasiidae
Gene: pcolce2b
Product: procollagen C-endopeptidase enhancer 2b
Exons: 9
Coding region: 89-1399 (436 amino acids)
Molecular function (GO): protein binding
Source: RefSeq, a predicted model, not a curated record